Messenger RNA from Amphibalanus amphitrite, 846 nucleotides. Its product is annotated as centromere protein V-like. The transcript is spliced from 5 exons. The coding region runs from base 344 to 727 and encodes 127 amino acids. The record is from RefSeq and is a predicted model, not a curated record. Lineage: Eukaryota; Metazoa; Arthropoda; Thecostraca; Balanomorpha; Balanidae. Gene Ontology annotation, molecular function: carbon-sulfur lyase activity.
UCGGUUUCGAGCUGCCGUGGAGCUACACCAAUGUUAUCAAGUGAAGUUGAUCGUCUACUGAAGCCGAAAAAGCGAAAAAACGAAACGAAAAACCGAAAAAGUGUGCCGUGGAGCCUGUACUUAAGAAGACCUAUGAAGAUAUGUCAAGUACCGAUUUAAAAAGGAUUCAUUAUUAGAGCAAAGUGUUUCAAACAUGUAGGACGUAGGUAUUUUUAUGGCUGCCAUAAAAGGCAGUGCUAAAAUCUUGCUAAUUGAAUGUCUCGUCUCUUUUAUGGAUAUUGCCGUUAUACACAAUGUGACAAUGGCGAAACGUACCCCAUAAAUCAUCGAAUUACCCAAGGUGAUGGAUGCGGAGGGUAAGAGGAGGCACAAAGGAGGCUGCCAUUGCGGCCAGGUGCGGUAUGAGGUCAUCGCGCCGACCCAGGUCACUGCCGUCGAGUGUAGCUGCGAGCCGUGCUCCAAGCGGCAGGCUCGCUACUUCCCCGUGCCGGCCGACCAGUUUCGGCUGGUGCAGGGUCACGGUCACCUGAGCACCUUCGGCGCCGGCACCGCCCGACACAGCUUCUGCAGCACGUGCGGCGUACAGAGCUUCUUCAUACCGGCCGGGGGAGAUAACGACGUGGUUGGAGUCAUGCCCCACUGCCUCGACCCCGGAACUAUGAAGAAGGUGAAAACGGAACGGCGGGACGCCAGCAAGUCACCGCCGCUGUCCCGCGCCGCCAAAUGAAGGCUGCCAGCGAGCUGACUCACGCCCUCGUGCUUUCCGCGCCCUGCUGACCUCUGAUGUAUCGUAAAUCGGGAGCUGAAGUGUAUUUUGUAAUGUAAUAUAUAUUGAUAUUCGACGAA